AUGGUCUCCCAAGCAGCAGCGGCGAGCUAUGUCGCCGAAGACAGGCCUUUUGUGCCAGGUACCGUACACCUGGUUGACUUGGAAGGUACCAUGCGAGCGAAGCAUGCGAAAGGCCACAAAGACAUUGUCCUUGUUCCAGCUCCGAGCAAUGACCCGGAUGAUCCGCUCAAUUGGAGUCGUCGCCGCAAGUUACUGUCAACGUCCUGUAUGUGUGUGUACACAUUGAUGGUGGGCAUCGCCUCUGCCGCCAUUUAUUCGGUGCUGGUCCCCAUCAGUGAGGACACUGGCAUGUCGCUUGGAGACCUGAAUUCCGGUACUGGGUACAUGUUCCUGUUCUUCGGAUGGGGUUGUCUUUUCUGGCAGCCACUGGCUCUUCAAUACGGCAAACGGCCCGUCUACCUCAUUUCCCUGAUCGCCACCAUCUGCAUUCAGGUUUGGGCCGGCUAUACCACAACAAACGGACAAUGGAUUGCGAACAAGAUUCUUCAAGGCUUCUUUGGCGCCCCUAUCGAGUCGCUGUGUGAGAUAUCCGUCACCGACAUAUACUUUACGCACGAACGCGGCUUCUACCUCGCACUGUACGCCCUGUUCCUGGCAGGUUCCAACUUUUUUGCGCCCAUCAUCGGCGGCUUCAUUGCCGAUGGCAUGGGGUGGAAAUGGGUGUUGUACUGGGCAGCCAUAUUCAACGCCAUCGGGUUUUUCUACUGCUUUCUUUUUCUGGAAGAGACCAACUAUUCGCGCAAGACAAUCACCGGGCAAGAAUCCAAGGAGGAGGCGAGCGGUACACAGACCCCCGAUGUGAUCCCAACAGAGGGCGGAGCCGUGGCCGCCAACGAGAAGACGGCCAUCGACACCCCAGUUCCCGCGGCCGAAGAGGACCUCGGCAUCAUCCACCCGACCAAGAAGACAUAUCUGCAGAAACUGAAGCUCUUCCAACCGGGAGCCUUCUCCAAGAAGAACGAACUCGCCGGCAUGAUGACCAGACCGCUCAUGUACAUGUUCACUUUCCCCGUGGUGGCAUAUGCCGGGUUUUCCUACGGCAGCAAUCUGGUCUGGUUCAACGUGUUGAACGGUACAGCGUCUUUGAUUCUCUCCGGAUCUCCCUACAACUUCCGCGCGUCCAUGGUCGGUCUCAGCUACGUCAGUCCUCUGAUCGGCGUGUUCAUCGGCGCCGCCUACACGGGCAUGUUCGGCGACUGGUUCAUCAUCCAGUUCGCUCGGAAGCGCGGCGGCAUCAUGGAGCCCGAGAAUCGACUGUGGCUCUUCACCAUCUCUCUGCUGGCCAUCCCGUUCGGGCUCAUCCUAUGGGGCGUCGGGGCGGCGCAUCACGUCCACUGGUUCGGCCUCGUCUUCGCCAUGGCCAUUAUUGCCUACACCAACACCGUCGGUCUGCAACUCAGCAUCAGUUACUGUGUCGACAGCUACCGCGAUCUCGCCGGCGAGACCAUCAUUACCGUCAUCAUCAUCCGCAACACCAUGUCCUUUGCCAUCGGCUACGGCUUGACUCCGUGGGUGGAGAAUAUGGGCUACCAGGAUGCCUUCAUCCUCGCCGCUUUUGCCGGCCUGGCCCAGGUGCUGACCUUCCUCAUCUUCGUCAAGUACGGCAAACGGCUACGCAAGGCCUCCACCGACACUUAUCUGAAGUACGUCAAGGAGAUUACCGACGCAGGCCUCACUCAUUGA
This is a messenger RNA of Exophiala dermatitidis NIH/UT8656, 1683 nucleotides long. Its product is annotated as serine/threonine kinase 16. The coding region runs from base 1 to 1683 and encodes 560 amino acids. Gene Ontology annotation, molecular function: transmembrane transporter activity. Gene Ontology annotation, biological process: transmembrane transport. The transcript has 6 exons. Lineage: Eukaryota; Fungi; Ascomycota; Eurotiomycetes; Chaetothyriales; Herpotrichiellaceae. The record is from RefSeq and is a predicted model, not a curated record.